Molecule: messenger RNA, 1284 nt
Organism: Rotaria sordida
Lineage: Eukaryota; Metazoa; Rotifera; Eurotatoria; Philodinida; Philodinidae
Source: the annotation of a GenBank genome assembly
AUGGAAUUAUUUUCAUUAACAAAGAACAUAACAAUAACAGAUGUCCAAUGGCAUGCAUAUCCUAUUGGCUUUUUUCUAUUAUUAUUAUGCAUAUUAACUAUAUUAGGUAAUCUCUUAGUUAUAUAUGCUAUAAUUCGUGAACGUACAUUACAUACAUCUACAUAUUACUAUGUUGCAUCAUUGGCAUUUGCGGAUCUCUUAGUUGGAUUAAUAGCUAUGCCAUUUGCAUUUAUAUUUGAAAUGACUGAUGAUGAAUAUUGGUUGUUCCCACGACAUCUAAGAUUUCUAUGUGAUUUUUGGCAUUCAAUGGAUAUAUUUGCAACAACAGCAUCAAUAUUUGGUCUAUGUUCUAUUGGAUUAGAUCGAUAUCUAUUUAUUACGAAACCUAUUGAAUAUCCUACUUCAUUUAUAGCAAAUAGAUGGUAUUAUAUGCUAUCAUUCAUAUGGAUAGGUUCAGCACUUAUAUCAUUUCCAGCUGUAGUUCAUUUUGGAACAGUACGAGAAAUUUUGCGACGAUCAUCGACUUCAAAUGAAACCAUAUCGGUACCUUCAUUACUAUUUAAAGAAUGUGAAUUUCCAGAUAAUCCAUAUUAUAUAUUAUUCGUAUCGAUUGUAUCUUGUUAUCUACCAUUGAUUAUUAUGACUUAUGUUUACAUUCAAGUGUAUUUAGCAGCAGAAAAACAAAUACAAGCAAUCAAUUCCGGUUAUAAACAUCAUCAUUUGACAAAAUCUGCCAAAUCAUUUUUUCCUACAUUUCGUUGGAGAGAAAUUUUAACUGGAAAACGUUCAAAUACAAAUAAAAUCAAUAGAGUGCCUGAAAAUAAUUUACGAAAAAAAUCAAUCGCAUUAUUAUCAAAUCGUAAACCAUCAUUUGAAUUAAUAACACUUCGUAUUCAUCAUGGUAAAUAUCAAAAUCCAACUACAGAUUCAUCUAGACGAAGUAGUAACAAACCUAUGAAGAAAAUUCCACGUCAAUAUGCACGCACAAGUAGUGUUUGGAAAAAAAUUUCAAAAAAUCAAAAGGCAGCUAAAUUUAUAGGCAUUAUUAUGGGUGUAUUUGUUGUUUGUUGGUUACCAUAUUUUAUUUAUUUCAUAUUAAGUGGUGUAUUUGGUUUUCGUUUUAAAGAUGAUCAAAAUCAUGAAUUAUUAUUUAAAAUAUUUUCAUGGUUAGGAUAUACAAAUUCAUUAUUGGAUGUUCUUGUUUAUGUUUCUACUUCCAAAGAAUUAAGAAUUACAUUAUGUAAAUUAAUUUUAGGUCGUCGAUUGAGAUAUAAAUACAGUUAA